AUGGGAAAGACGAAAAAGAAUCGUUCCUCGGUUCCACUGGGAUCCUCACUAGACGAUAAGGUUGACCUGGUUCAACUUUUGUCAAAUACCGACCUCCCUCCCUCAGAGGAAGUGAUAUUAGCCCUCCUCUCCGCCCGUUUUAAAGCAGACCUACCUUACAUUCGUAUAAAUGCCUCCUCCCUUGUAGUAAUAAAUCCCAAUAAACCUCUCGAAAUAAUGAACGAUGCGUCAGCCAAAGAGUACGCGGACCAUUGGUACAGAGACACUUCGGGUACAAACACCACUUUACAACCUCACAUAUUUGAAUUCGCGGCGAGAAUAUACUUGCACAUGAGGAGAUCAGCCGAGGACCAAAGUGUGAUCUUCAGGUCAGUCAAUGUGGGGCACCUCCUGUCACAACUUUUGCUCCUCUCGACGCACACAAAGAAAGAAGCUAAGCUUGCAAAUCAAAUUCAAAAUGCGCAAAUCAUUUUAGAGGCUUUCGGGAACGUAAAAACGGUGCAGAAUAUUAAUGCCUCACGUUUCGGAAAAUACCUAGAAUUGCAAUUUAAUGAGAAGGGUAGAAUUGUUGGCUCAAAGGCCUUAACUUACUGCUUUGAUAAGUAUCGGGUGACUAAAAUACCACCCAAUGAAAGAUCCUAUCACGUUUUCUACUAUUUACUCGCCGGUGCCACUUCCGAGGAGCGUUCGUCGUUUCACCUUCAGGAUCCUCAAAGUUAUAAUUAUCUGGCCCAAUCAAAAUGCUACAAAAUUCCUGAUGUGGAUGAUGGUAUACAAAUGGAAGAUUUACGGGCGGCUCUUAAAAAUCUGGGUUUCAAAUCAAGGACCAUUGCUCAGAUUUGGCAGGUGCUUUCGGCAAUCUUGUUGCUGGGUAACAUCGAAUUCAUUGACCACAGCAAGGCCAACGACGAGGCAGCUGAUAUCAAGAAUCAUCAUGUUUUAGAUAUGGUUGCUCAGUAUUUGGGUGUACCGGCCUUCAAGCUAACGCAGACGCUGACUUACAGAACAAAAUUAAUCGGAAAGGAUCUGUGCACUGCCUUUUUAAAUGCCGAAGCUGCGGCCGAGCAAAGGGAUGCUCUGUCUCGAGCUUUAUAUUACAUACUAUUCACUUGGAUCGUGGAGCACAUUAAUUCAAAACUAAUUCACUCUGACGAACCCCCAAACUUCAUCAGUUUGCUUGAUCAACCUGGCUCUCAAAAUUUCGCGAAAAAUGGGUUCGAAGAGUUUUGUCUGAAUCUUGCUACCGAGGAGAUUGAGAAUUAUGUUCUGAAACGAAUCUUCGAUGAUCACUGUGGUUUCUCCGCAGAUUUAACCAAUGACGGCAUCAGGCUGCCAAACGUCCCAGCGACAGAUAACAACCGGUGCGUGGAACUUUUGAGAGGUGAUGGUGAUGUUAGUUCUACAUCUGAAUCAAAUACCACAAGAAUCGGUGGCUUGAUAUCAAGCUUGAAUUUGGCGUGCGAGAAAGUUAAGAAUGGCGUGGAGUCAAUUGACGAUCCUAAGCUACUCUCCUCUGUGCAACAAACCUUCUCCAGUCACCCCUCUUUCGUUUCCGAAUCUGGUGCCUUCGGGAUAAACCAUUUUACGGGCAAGGUGACUUACACCUUAGACGGUUUCAUUGAAAAGAACAACGACAGUCUGUCUCCCGAUUUCAUAAACUUGUUUCAUGACACAAAUAACUCGUUUAUUCGAAAAUUAUUCUCGGGUCCCGCGUUGGCAAUCGAGAAUCACCCGAAGAGCGAUAAAACUGUUGUCAUGGCUCAACUUCCCUCAAAGCCAAUGCGCGCUCCGAGCAUGAAGAGACCAAAGAGGAGUGAGGGUAGACCCGCCGAGGAUUCGGAAGAAAAGGUGUCCGCGAAGAAGUCGAUUACCCACGUUUCAACCGUCGUGACCCAGCUUCACGGAACAAUGCGUCAACUGAUCGAUACUUUGAACCAGACUCGACUGUGGAAUACCUUUCACAUUCGUCCGAAUAACGCCAACGAUCCAGACGCCUUUGAUGAUAAUCAUGUGUUAACUCAGAUUCGUAGUUUCCUGAUACCUUCCAUUGUGUCCCGUAAGAGGUUCGAGUACACGUCGCAACACACCUUUGAAGAUUUUCUAACUCGCUAUGAGCCGAUAAUUCGGUCGCACAAUUUGGAGGCUUCCCAGAAUCUUCGGGAGAAUGUUGAAGCGUUUGCUUCGGCUAUCGGCUGGUCAGAAGAUGAGUUCGCCAUCGGUCAAUAUACCGUAUCUCUUUCGGAUACAAGCUGGAAGUCCUUGGAGGAUCACUUGAGAUAUCUGGAGAAAGAAGAGAGAGCCAGGUCGAAGCAGACGAAAGAUGACGAUAGCUUGGUGAGCGGUGCUUUUCCGGGCGAGGGUCGGAAAGUUAACACCUCGAGCGCCGGAAGUUCCGUGGAUCGACUGUUGCCGAAGAGCGGUGUCACUUACGCAGGUAGCGAUGCUGGAUAUUACGAUUCUCAGAGUUACGUGGAAAGUGAGGAUGAAUAUGAGAAUUCCAGAAGCGGGAGCGGCAACUACGCCGAAGACGAUGAGGGCAACAUGUGGGGCGGGGAUGGUUACCUGAACGCAGGAGAUUCCGCAAAGAAAGUCCCGGAUGAUGGUGAGAAAGGUAAGGAGGAGGUCGAAGAUAUCAGGGUCUCGAGUUCUCGCAAGUGGUGGGUCAGAUUUGUGUGGCUUUGCACCUGGUGGAUACCAUCGUUCUUGAUGAGGUGGAUCGGAAAGAUGAAACGCCCCGAUGUUCGAUUGGCUUGGCGUGAAAAGUUUACACUCUGCUUUUUGAUAUUUCUACUCUCGUCCUUUAUCACCUUCUACAUCAUCUUCUUUGGCAAUCUCCUUUGUCCUGGAACGGACAAGGUGUACAGUUCAACCGAUGUCUCUUAUCACACUGGUGACACUGAUUUCUGGGUUAGCGUCAGAGGUGUUGUCUAUGAUCUUAGCGCAUUCCAUAUGACAGAUCACGCGAACAACGCACCGGGUCUCGUUGCCAAUCAAGCAGCAAUGCAGCCAUUUGGAGGGACAGAUGCCACAACCUCUAUCCCCGUGCCCUUGAAUCAGCCUGAUUCGUGUGGUAGCUUGGUGACCAGCUCCCUUAUCACAGUACAGCAUACCAAUCAAUCCGACAUGCCGUCAUUCAUUCACAACACGCCCUCCACCAUCUAUCCUAACUCUCAUCUUGCGGACGCACGGUGGUACUGGGAUUACUUUUUACCUACGAUGCAAUUUUACAAGAAGGCGACCCUUGUUUGGGAAACAGCAGACGUCGCGGCGCAAGGGCUUGCUGGACGAAAAUGGGCCAUCAUCAAGGACAACGUUUAUGACCUGACCGAUUACUUUGCCACCAUCUCGAGCAAUCCCGGAAACAAUGCCUACCAUUAUUUGAAUUCAGGCAUUGAAACUUUGUUUAAUGUGAGGGCCGGCCAAGACGUCACCGCACAGGUUUAUGGCAAUCAGAUCUCCGCAACAGAUCGUGCCAAUAACAUGAG
Acaulospora colombiana is the source of this 3485-nucleotide messenger RNA. The record is from the annotation of a GenBank genome assembly. NCBI's taxonomy places the organism in Eukaryota, Fungi, Glomeromycota, Glomeromycetes, Diversisporales, Acaulosporaceae.